AUGGCCUCGCCUUUGGACCAGGUGAUCAAAGGCGCUCCAACGUCCGAAGCUCGCGCCUCGCCAGGCAGGACGAACCGUCGAGCCUCAGAUGCGCGCCCCUCAACGCCAGACCCGUUAGCAAAUAUUCCCUCCUCCCCGCCUCAGAUCUAUCUCAACCUGUUGAUCCUCGAAACUUCCUUGAGGGCUCAGUACCUUGCACUCCGCGAACGCCGCCGCCAAAACACCUUCUUCCUCCUCCUUCUAGCCGCUUGGCUCGCCUACUUUGUAUACGCGCUAUUCCUCCGCCCGCGCGAGGAUGGUCGCGGCGUCGGCGGUUCCGUAUAUUGGGUUGUUGAGAUGGGAGAAAAAGUUGCUCUGCUCGGUGGAGUGGUGACAGCCCUCCUGGUCUGGGGAACGGGUCAAUGGGAACGAGGCAUUCGCUGGCCACGCCGUUGGCUCGCGGUCUCCAAUCGUGGUCUGCGAACGAUGAACACGAAAAUAAUCAUCAUCCGCGGACCCUUUUGGCAGGAGUUACUCUCCUACCUCUCAUUCUUGUUCCCAUUCUACAUUCCGUUCUUCCCCUCUCCGAAUGGCAACUAUCAGUUCGUCGAGCAGGACAAGCGCUCUGGCAGUCGGCAGCACUACCAGUACUACAACGGCGACAGCGAGUCCGGACUUGUCGAAGAGGACCUAAGUGCCGGCGGCGACUACAUCCGGCUUCUCCUCCUACCAAAGUCCUUCUCCCCGGAGUUCCGUGAGAACUGGGACAAUUACCGCACCGAUUUCUGGGAGAAGGAAAAUGAGCGCCGAGCUCAACUCCGCAUCAAGCUCCGCGAACGAGAGAAACAGCUCGCCCAAACAGAAGGUUGGCUCGGUCGAAUUGGACUGGGUUGGCGCGCAUCCCAACGUCGCCGUCUAGUUGCCGCGACUCUCCACCGUCCCAUCGAGCCAGAGUUCAAACAGCGUCUUGCACACGGACACCACCCUUCCAUUUCUAAAGAACGCGCCCCGUCACGCCGCCAUACACGAUCAGACUCCCAUUCCCGGACGUCCUCCCGCAGUACCACGCCCGUGGAUCUCGAUGACCGGCCGCCUUCGCGCUCGUCAACUUCCAGUAGGCCUCGGCGCGGAAGUACGGCCUCCGGGCAGGAGACACCCCAGCAGCGGAAACGGAAAGGGUCGACUUUGAGGCGAGGAUUGUCGCCUCUUACACAGGCGCAGAUCCGGGAGGGGGUGCGCACGCCUUCAUUCUCAUCUGAUGAUUCCAUUUUGCCUGUGGGGAUCAAUGAGCAUGAUGAGCAGAGUCUGCCUUCUGUUCCGCAAAUGUAA
Messenger RNA from Penicillium brevicompactum, 1308 nucleotides. RefSeq names its product Spo7-like protein. The record is from RefSeq and is a predicted model, not a curated record. NCBI's taxonomy places the organism in Eukaryota, Fungi, Ascomycota, Eurotiomycetes, Eurotiales, Aspergillaceae. The transcript has a single exon. The coding region runs from base 1 to 1308 and encodes 435 amino acids. Gene Ontology annotation, molecular function: protein phosphatase regulator activity; phosphoprotein phosphatase activity. Gene Ontology annotation, cellular component: Nem1-Spo7 phosphatase complex. Gene Ontology annotation, biological process: nuclear envelope organization.